AUGAAGAAAAAGGCUCUUACCAGAAAAAGAAUGAAUUAUGAAGAUGCAUUGAAAGUGGCAGCUAAAGAAGAAGUAAAUAAUAUUUCUAUAAAUAAAGGUGGCCUUUUUUGGAUAAUGUUCAAAAUUUAAAGAAAGACCACAUGAUCCAGCUCCUAUUGAUAGAGCUAUACAUUUCCUCUUUUUGAAAGAGAAUGUAAGUUACUUCAUUCCUUCACAACUUAGAAUGUAGAUAGAAAGACAGCUUUACAAUUUGGAAUGCGAAGACUUUGCAAAAUUGAUAGUACUAGACAAUAUGAUGGUCCAGCUGAUCAUAGAAUCAUGAAAACAAAUAAAUUACUCUCUGGAGCUAUUAACGGUUGGUAUAAUGGAGCAGCAGAGGCUAAGUUUGAUUUAGGUUCUGGUUUCACUACUGAUAUUGUAAAUAAGCAAGACAAUAGCUUUAAUUUAAAUAAUAAUCAUCCUAUCGAUCUUAGAGUUUAAACUUCAGAAAGAGAUAAAAUUGCUAUGCAAAGGUUUCAAUUCUCCAAACUUAAUUCACAGAGACUAACGUAAGAAUUAUGUAAAUUAAAGGAGGAAACUCAAUAAAAAAAUAAUCAACCAAAAUUAUAUGUAGAAGUGGCUGGAUAAAAAUUAUUUCAUAUUCUCGAUUCAGAUAACUAUAAACCUACUCUUUUAUAAGAAUUCAAAGCUUUCUCCACUAUUGAAGAUAUUGCUCGUUUACAUGAAGUCAAAUCACUUGAUAAAAUUGAUUCAACGAGCAAUCUUCAAGAAUCUAGUACUUCAAGAUUGAGACAAAGAGCAAUGACUAAUUUAUAAGAUUAUAAAUAGAUGUCAAUGACUAAUUUAUAAGAUUAUAAACACAUGUUUCUCUAAAAAAAGAGGUUAUCAGCAUAACCAGAAGAAGAGUCUUAAAAGAUAUACAAAAAACUAUUAAAAUAAUUAAGAUCAGACGAAUAAUUUCUUAUUGUUCCUUCAAAACCUAAAAUAAAUAUGUAAAGCAAUCAUGCAAAUACCUCUAGAAGAAAUUCUUAAUAGUCUUUCUUCUUUAAUUUAACAAAUAAAUAAACAGUUCCAUCUAACACUAGUGUUAGUAAUUCAUAAUAAAAUUUUGAACACAAUUCUAAAAAACCUUUCACUCAAAGAACUUCAUAAUAAGAUAAAAUCACUGGCUGCUUUGAACAAAAAGUUGAAAAAUUUGUUAAAUAAAAACUUCUGAUUCAAAAUUCUAAGUCAUUAUCUCCUGAAAUAGAUUGCACAAAUUUAUAAUAAAAACAAGAUGUAAAUUUUGAUAAUUUAAAUUAGUUAUUUAAAUAAUUAAAACUAAAAGAAAUUCAAAGAAUAUAGAAAGUAAGAAUUAAUUCUUAGAGAUGA
This is a messenger RNA of Paramecium sonneborni, 1371 nucleotides long. Lineage: Eukaryota; Ciliophora; Oligohymenophorea; Peniculida; Parameciidae. The record is from the annotation of a GenBank genome assembly.